This is a messenger RNA of Ostreococcus tauri, 3114 nucleotides long. RefSeq names its product unnamed product. The record is from RefSeq and is a predicted model, not a curated record. Bases 1 to 3114 code for a protein of 1037 amino acids. Lineage: Eukaryota; Viridiplantae; Chlorophyta; Mamiellophyceae; Mamiellales; Bathycoccaceae. The transcript has a single exon.
AUGUCGCGAUCGCAAUCGGGGCGCGCGGGAGCCGCGAGCGCGCCGCGGAUCGCGAUGCGGGCGCGGGAGGGGGAGACGAAUGUCGUCGUCGUCCGAACGGAGCUCCUCGCCGAGUGCUCUCGGAGGCGAUACUUGGCGCUGAGCGAGGGGUUGAAGAGUCGUUUCGCCGGGGUGGACGUGGGCACGAGGGUGCGGUUCAGAAAGCUGUGGCGGCGAUUGCUCGUGCACGUGCAGAUGGCGAUGGCGAUGUCCAAGGCGCUCACGAGACUGGAGCUGUUGCGGUCCGUCGACGAAGGCGGACACGGGCUCGAUCUCGGUGGCGUCGCGCUCAUUGCGAUGUACGAGGCGUACGCGAGGCAAAUCGAUGAAAAAUUGAAUCGGACGAUGCAAGAGUCGCUGCAGCGGGCGAUGGAGACCAAGGUGGCAAAGGAUGAGGUCAUCGCUCGCUCGAUGCUCGAACUUGGCGGUGCAGCCGAGGGAACCGCCGAGGGAUUCAACUCUAUAGCCGUCAUGCGCGCCCUGAGAAAACACAAUGCAUUGAAGCCGAAAAGAAGACAGUUUACGGCUGCGGAGGGGGAGAUCGGGGUCGAUCACACGCGAUUGUUGUUUCUCAUUUCGAUUUACACGUCGACAUCAAACGUGAACGUGUUCCCUAACGUGCAAGAGAAUAACGAGCUCUGGGUCAGAAAGACGCAGCUUUUAGUGAUACUGUACGAGUGUAUUCGUUCGGGCGCUCUCAAUUACGAUUACGCGCCGAUGGCGGAGACCAUGGGUGCGAAGCGUGUCUGGCUGAACGUCACUCAAGAAGGCGUCGAUGAUCUCGAUGACAUGGUCCAGGCUGGAUUGCUCUGCAGCUUGCGAAUGAGUUCGAAGAAAUACAACACAACCACGGCAUACAGGCUAACGAAAGAGGGAUACUUGCAUCUAAAAGCGAACUUGCGUCGUAAAGACAGGCAGGCAAUUGAAGAGGUGGUUUACGCUGAAAAGGCAAAUCCAUCGCCGAGCAAUUUGUACCUCGUUCAGUGGGAUGAAAAAGGCAAGGUCUUCAACCUAGUCACCUCGUCCGGUCGAUCGAAAGAGAGUCAAGUCACCGAGAUAGAAGAGGUGUCGUACGUUUCCUCUCCCUUUAUCCCAAGAACGAUGCGCCAUUGGGGUCGUGAGUGUGUUAGCAAUCAAAGCAAGACAGCUACGCUUGCCAAAGCAACGGGUACUAUUCGGGAUGAGCUGGACGAAUUACUCUCGUUGGAUAGAUUACGUUUGCUCGUAGGCGAAUGGAUUCCAAUGGGUGCUAACCAAGUGCUUAGUCUGAAUGAAAAGCUUGGGUCGACCGAACGCAUCUCAGGUGGGUAUUUCACCAGCGAGAUGGACCAAGAUCCGAGCAAUCCUUGCCUUCAAGGUAAAGUUGACGGUCUUACCAGGGUCAACGUGUUAGAUUUCGAUGAAACUGCGUAUGUUAACUUUGAGGCAGAGGUGUCGUACGAAGAAGAGCCUGGGAUUGUUCAGAUAGAAAAUUUUGGAGUUCACGUCAGUGAAGAAGGAUUCUUGGUGUAUGGACUGACGGUUGACGGUCUUAUGAAGUCGGUGGACGGGGACAACUUGUCGCUCGAUAACCUAGCCCGUUUACUUCGUGAUGUUGGUAGCGACUCGAGCGAGGUUAUUAAUAACUUGCUCACCGAACAUCAGCAGGCACUGCUAAAUUUGACAUACAUGGGGAGCACGAUGGAUCGUGAAAAGUUUAACGUCUUCUUCACCAGCAGAAUCAACAAGAAGGGUCAGGAAGAAAUGUCGAUGGCGCACGAAUUACUUGACAUGGAGGACCAAGAGAACGAAAUUCGCCAAAUUGUCGGCGAGGUCGAGUGUGGUUUCCAGCUUUCCCGAGACGAUGAGAUCGUCAUAAUUGGUUCAACAGGGAUGAUUCUUUGCUCAAAAGAAUGUGAAAAGUUUGAGCCUCUUGUCCUGCAAUACAUGUCGAUGAAGUCGCGCGAGCUGUUCAUCCAUGCGCUUUAUCGAAGAACGUUCGUGAUAAUUGACAGUUUGCGCGAGAUAGAGCAACUCAUCCGGGAUCACGACGCUGAUCCAAACAACAUCUUCACAAUUCGCUCUCUCAUUUCGGAUGUCACGGCGGACAUCAUCUUGAUGCGAGAAAUCCAGAGCUAUUUGCUUGAGUCCCUUACGGAUCCGGUCAGUAUUAAUCUCGAAGGAAAGGCAAUGACGAGAUUGGCGAAGGUUCUGCAGCUCGAUGACACGAACCAGCGUCUGGAGCGACGCAUUCGAGACAUGCGCAAAAACUUGGACGGAGCGAGUGGGGAGUUGCGUUCUUUGAAGAGCGCAGCCGACGUCAUCACGGGCAACAAGGAGUUCAAGGUGAACGAGAACGUUUCCAACAACACGAAGAACCUUGAAGAAGUUUUCCGUGCGAAUGAACGAGCCUCAACGUCGCUCGAAAUCAUGCAAGUUGUCUUGGCUGGUUCUCUUGCGUUCGCAAUUUUAGAUCGCUUCCACGGCUUGUACAUGGGCGUGGCCGGGGACAUUGAUUGGGCGAUUAAAGCCUUCGACUGGUAUUUGCAAACCCCAAUGGUGAUGUUCAUCAUCAACAUGACGUGGUGGUUCAUAUUGGGCACUCUAUUCAAACGAAUGAUCAAAUAUGCUGGCGUCAAAUCAGCGGGAAUCCUAUCCAUCAGAUACACGACCAACUGCAGAUUCAAUGUCAGGGCGAUGCAAGCUUUCUUGCAAAUCGCAAAGCCAGAGAUGGAGGAUAGUGAGUCCGAUGUUGGGAUGAACCUGAAAAAAUUCACUUGGGAUGAGACGGAUGAGAUCAGGUGGAGAGGCCGACCUCCAAAGAUUGAGAUUAUUGUUGACCUUAAAAACAGCUUCUUGCUCAGCGUCUUCAUUCAAAUCGCCUCGAGGCGGAAUAAGUGCACGCAUGCUGAUGCAAAGAGACAACUCUUUGCACGUCUUCGGGAGUUUGGCCUCAUUUCCGGUCACGUUGAAGGUUUAGAGACCAAGAAAGAGGCUGAGUACGUGUAUCGUGCGCCGCGUUUCACCAGAGGACAGAAGUGGCAGAUGUGGUGGCGUCAACUCAUCGAAGAGACUCGCUUCUUUCUCACAUGCUGA